UGCGGGGAGCCGCGCUCGCAGCCAAUGCAGUUCUUGGUCCAUUUCGACGAGGGCAGUAUUAGAUUGCGUUGCAGCCCGAAGUUUGCGCGCCGCCGAAGCCGCUUCGUUCGCUGACGCCGGGAGCGGCGCUGUCCGCGGUGCUGAAACGGGGGGGCGCUGCUUGACUGCCGUCGGCGGCGCAGGAGUCUCAGCUGAUCGCAGUCACACACACACACACACACACACACACACACCUCUGCCAGCUCUCCCGGCCGAGGGUCCGAAGCGCGGCUCUCCGAACACUCCCGCGCCUCUCCGCUCCCGCGACGGACGGGGAAGUGUUUCGGCACAAAGGACGUCGUUCUCCGAUCCGCCAACACACUCCUGAAGACAUGUGUGCGAGCGGAGAUCGCGGGCUGGAUCAUGCGCUCCUCUCGCUCCUCGUCGUUCUCUGCGCUCUGGCAGCGGGCGCUCGAGGGUCCCUCCCAAAGGACAUGGGUGUCACAGAUGAAGAUGAAGGACGCAGCCCGGCCCCUACCACACAUGACGCAGACAGAGGGGCCCCAGUAGUCACCACCGCCCCCACGUUCAACAUCCCCAACCACCACCCUCUCUUAAAGGGGUUUCUCCUCCCCGGCGCCCUGCUGACCAGAGACUUCCGAGGGCAGCAGCGGUUUUUUGAGGAGGGCAGAGCGAUGGACGGACACCCUGAGAUGCUGGCUUCCAGCUCCCACCUCGCUGAGGAAGUGCCAACCCACGUGAUACCCCACGAGGAUGCUCCUGCCUUCUCCAGCUUUGCUGACACCGCUGCUACUACUGCUACCACAGAAGGAGUCACCCGGCCUACAGUAAAAGCAGCCACCAUUUCUCCAGAACUGUCUGUUACUGUGGCAGCGAGGACCCCGAGCUCCUCAAUCACACGCGUCUCGCUCGCUUCUGCCGCACCAGCUAGAAGCAACAGCCCCAGUCCUACCACAACGAUGGGUAGGAGGCUGAGCACCAGGGAGGAGGUCACCUCCGCAACCACCUUUGCUCCUCUAGGACUCACGACGGCCGUAGGGGUGGCACCACAGCGGACGGCGACAAGCAGCGGGAGCACCUCCAAAGAGAUCACUGCCACAACAACAGCAUCCUCAGGAGAAACAGAUGAGGAAACCACCACGACCACUAUCAUCACCACCACUGUCAUCACAACCAUGCAGACCCCAGUGCCCUGCAGCACCAAUUUCACUGCCCCAGAAGGCUACAUAGAGGCUCCACAGCAGGCCAACCCAUGGCCUUCCAGCAUGGACUGCACCUACUCCGUGACGGUCUACAUGGGCUACGGCGUGGAACUUCAGGUGCUGAACGUGAGCCUGUCCGAGGGAGAGAUGGUGACGCUGGAGGACCUGGGAGGCCGGGGCCCCUCGCUAUUGGCUAACGAGUCCAUUCUGAUGAAGGGACUGGUGGUGCGAAGCUGGAGUAACCACGUCACCAUCCGCUUCCAGAGCGAGCAGCAGCUCCGGCCCGGCUUCUUCCUGCUGCGCUACCAGGCCUUCGUGCUGAGCUGUCCCUUCCCGCAGCGACCGGCCUAUGGGGAGGUGUCCGUCACCAGUCUCCACGCCGGAGGAGAGGCCUACUUCUACUGCAUUAGUGGCUACCAGUUGCAGGGCCUCUCAACUCUCACCUGUCGCAACGCCACCACACCGUACUGGAGCGGCAGGGAGCCUCGCUGCCUGGCGGCCUGCGGAGGGAUGGUUAAGCACGCUACGGUGGGGCGCAUCGUGUCUCCUGGCUUCCCCAGCAACUACAGCAACAACCUGACUUGCCACUGGGUGCUGGAGGCCCCAGAAGGCCACAGGCUGCAUGUCCACUUCGAGAAGGUGGCCCUGGCUGAGGACGACGACAGGCUUCUGAUCAAGAACGGGAACAACAUCGACUCGCCGCCGCUGUAUGACUCCUACGAGGUGGAAUACCUUCCCAACGAAGGCAUUGUCAGCACCUCCCGCCACCUCUUCGUAGAGCUCACAACCGACGGGUCGGGCACCUCAACGGGCAUCGCCAUUCGCUAUGAAGCGUUCGCACAGGGCCACUGCUACGAGCCAUUUGUCAAGUACGGCAACUUCACGAGCAGCGAGUCCGGCUUCACUGUGGGCGCCGUGGUGGAGUUCGCCUGCGAGCCAGGCUACACGCUGGAGCAGGGCUCGGUCAUCAUCGAGUGCAUGGACCCUGAGAAUCCGCAGUGGAAUGAGACGGAGCCCGCUUGCAGGGCUGUCUGCAGUGGCGAGAUCACAGACUCCGCCGGAGUGGUGUUGUCCCCCAACUGGCCGGAGGCCUACGACCGUGGACAGGACUGUAUCUGGGGAAUCCAUGUGGAGGAGGACAAGAGGAUCAUGCUGGACAUACAAGUCCUCCACGUGGGGAAGAAUGACGUGCUGACCUUCUAUGACGGAGAUGACCUGACGGCUAAAAUCCUCGGGCAGUACGCCGGCUCGCGCCCGCGCUUCAAGCUCUUCACCUCCAUGGCUGACGUCACCAUUCAGUUCCAGUCAGACCCCGCCACCAAUAUCUUUGGCUACCACAACGGCUUUGUCAUCCACUUCUUUGAGGUCCCCCGUAACGACACCUGCCCUGAGUUACCGGAAAUUACCAACGGUUGGAAGAGCACCUCGCACCCGGAGCUCGUGCACGGCACGGUGAUCACCUACCAGUGCUACCCCGGGUUCGAGCUGGUGGGCACCGAGAUCCUCAUGUGCCAGUGGGACCUCACAUGGAGUGGCGACCUGCCCAGCUGCGAGAAAGUGCUGUCGUGCCCAGACCCCGGCAGCGUGGAGCACAGCCGCAGGGUGAUGUCCGGUCAUCGGCUCACGGUGGGCUCCACGGUCCAGUAUGUGUGCAACAGGGGCUACAUGCUGACCGGCAACAGUCUGCUCACCUGCCACAACCGCGACUCCAGGGGGCCUAAGUGGAGCGAGAGGCCGCCCAAGUGUGUCCCUGAGAGCUAUGAGCCUUGCCGGCACCCGGGGGCCCCACCAUUCAGCAUCCAGAGCCAGGAGAAGCACUCGUACCAGCCAGGGGAGACGCUGCGAUUCUCUUGCCAGAGCGGCUACCAGCUGCAAGGAGAGCCGGCUCUCCGCUGCACGGCUGGACACCCCUCGCAAUGGAGUCACCCGCCCCCUGUCUGCCAUGCCUCCACUAUGGGUUAUGUGAGCGAGCGCAGGUUAGAUGUUGCCAAUGCAGACUUUAACAUAGAGGGAACAGGCAUAGCAGUUGCUGUCUUCAUUCCUGUCGCCAUCAUCUUGGCUCUGAUUGUGGGAAUUUACCUCUACUUCUCAAAAGUCCAAGGAAAGCCCUUCCUCCUGCCAAUGUCCACCGCCCUGCCGUACGACCACAUUGCAGCAGACUCAGCAUUCGACAACCCCAUCUAUGAGACUGCACCCCGGCUCACGCUCUCUGAUUACUAACGACUGUGUGUGUGUGUCUGUCCCCCCGCGGCUUCUUCCCUGAAGAACAGCGAGGUAAGCCUGCCGGCCGCCUGCAACACAACCGUGCUCCACUGUGAGCCCCAGACACUGUCCACCUGUUAGUGUGUCCUGACAUAUGAGCGUCUCUCUGGAAACCUGCAGAGGGUUUGCGCAACGUUAACUAGAUCGCCAAAGUGAAGAUGCAAACUCAUUAUCACCUCCCAGUCCUCUGAUGUAAACGGAAACACCUCUCACAUCAGGCUUUACAUGUCCUGACAUUCCUAUUUAUAUCUCCAUUGUAAAGAGAGAGGAGGUCCCUGAGAUGCCCCCCCACAAGCACACCUCCACAGCCUUUCCUGGGGGGGUCUGGGGUGGAAGGGUGGACAUGGGCAGCACACACAUCAGCUGCUUCAAGUUAAACUACAGUUGAAACACUCAACCACCACACUGCAUCAGUUGUUUAACACUCAUCACUUCGGAAUAAUAGAAAGGCUGGCAUUUUUGAGCUCAAUAUUCCUCAGUUUCAUAAUUCUGUAUAUUAAUAUUUGGAACAUCCUCUUGAUGGAGCAACCAUUUCCUCAAAAAACCAGUACCCUUUGGAACAAAGGAUCGCAUGAGCAUGGUAAAGUUAUUGAUAUGGGCUGCUUCAGUGGAGAUUAUACCACAGAUUCUCCUAUACCGAAUAGAACUUAUCAGUCAGGACUCAGGUUCAAAUCCCUGCUCCUGCUGAAGUACCACUGAUCAAGGAACUUAACCUGGAUUGCUUCCCCCAGUAAAGAGUUAUACAAUAAUACUAGGACAGACUCAAGGGUCAACUGAAUCUACACUUGAGCUACCUUAUUUCCCAAACCCUCAAAUCAGCUCAUCUCCAUUUCAGUUGACUCGGUUCACGAUGAACGGAUGAGCGGUCCCCUCCUUUGCUCCUAUUCCACCCAUAUUUCCCCUUGUUUCCUCUACCUUGUCUUUCUAUUAUUCUUAUCAGUAUUGUAAGUUCCACCUUUGCAGAAGAGGUGUUUGCAGAAAGGGUGACAGCUCCACAGUGUGCUGUUUUUUUUUCCCUUCAAACAGUUGAAAGGAUUGCUAAGAAAUGAAUGGUUGAUGCAAUAUUAAACAUUUGCUAAAGGAAAUGAAGUUGCUGUCCUCUCCUGGCAUUGUGGGUAAACAGACCGGUGCCUGCUCUGGGUCUUCUUGACGUCACAUCGGGCUGCUGUAGUCAGUCUACUGAGAAUGUCCAGUGUGCUGGAACAGUGUUUGCAUGGUGCUCCAUAGCAAUGGGCAAAUUCUACUAGUGAGUGCUUUUUUAUUAAAAAUAAAAAAAGUUAGAGGUCAAGACCUGCUGGGAAGGCCUGCAACUAACUGAGUUCUUCUCUGUUGAUCUCUUUUCUGACUUUUUUUAUUUUUCUUGCAUUUCACUACUGUCUGACAGUAUUCACUGUUUAUUACUUCAAUAUCUGAUCUACUUGAAAAUGUUGUGUUAAUUUCCAGCCAUUAAAAUGCAUACAUAUCUAUAUCUAUACAUGCAUCAAUCUCAAAUGCACCAUGUCGUCUGGUUUUUUCUUUUUUCAGGAGACCAGAGAGUAUGAGGUUUCCAUUUAGAGACACUGCACAUUUGAGCAUGGGGGAAAUCAAGCCAUUCUUGCCUU
Molecule: messenger RNA, 5065 nt
Organism: Scleropages formosus (Asian bonytongue)
Lineage: Eukaryota; Metazoa; Chordata; Actinopteri; Osteoglossiformes; Osteoglossidae
Gene: sez6b
Product: seizure related 6 homolog b
Exons: 17
Coding region: 372-3422 (1016 amino acids)
Source: RefSeq, a predicted model, not a curated record